This is a messenger RNA of Pollicipes pollicipes, 5173 nucleotides long. RefSeq names its product protein lava lamp. Lineage: Eukaryota; Metazoa; Arthropoda; Thecostraca; Pollicipedomorpha; Pollicipedidae. The record is from RefSeq and is a predicted model, not a curated record. Bases 98 to 5173 code for a protein of 1691 amino acids. The transcript has 14 exons.
CUUACGCUUGGCGAUGGGGCGCGCGUAGCUGUCUCAACGGUUUCCGUAUUAUCUACAAGUAGAUGCCAUCCAAAUGAAGCAUCUGUAAUCCCUUGUGAUGGGUGAGGUUAGCCAAAGGCUGCAUGAGUAUCAGGAGGCGAUCCGGAAGAGAGAUGAGUACAUCUCCAAGCUCUCAGCCAGCCUGCAGUCGACCAUACAGCAGAGGGAUGAGCUGCGCACGGCGGCCCAACACGAGGCGCACAAGUUAGCACAUGAGAUCACAGUUCUCAAGGAACAGUUACAGCAGACAUCCGCCUUUCUGAGAAACAAGGAAUUUUCAGGCAUAAAUGCUGCAGAGUUCAUCAAGAUAAAAAAUCAGUUAAUUGCAUUGGAUGCUGACAAUAGCAGUCAGUCCAGUGAGAUUUCAAGUCUUAGGAAUGAGCUAGAAGCCAAGACUCAAGCCUUGGCGAAUGCGGAGGCCUCAUCAGCACAACUAAGGUCUUCACAGAAACAUGAAAAUGAGGAGCUGGAACGCGCUCGCCGUCAGCUGGAGCAGGAGCGCUUGCAGUCCGAGGAGCGGCUGGAGUCGCUCCGUCAGCAGGUGGAGCGCUCACAACUGGAGAAGGCCGCCCUCGAGGAGAGUUUCUCAAAGGAGAAGGCGCACCUGAGCAGCCGCGUGGAGGAGUUCUCCAGCCGUCUGUCGGAGCGCAGCACGCUGGACGAGAGCCUGAGCGUGACCCAGGGUCGGGUCGGUGAGCUGACCGCCCAGCUGGAGGCGGCCGCCGGCCAGCUGGAGGCCGUCACCGGCGCCGCCGCCCGCACUGAGGCCGAGCUCCGGCGCCAGAUCGCUGACCUGGAGGAGUUGCUGGCCGGCCGGACAGCGGCGGCGGAGGCGGUGGAGCAGGCCGUCACGGAGCGGCUGGAGGAGCGGUUCGGCCGACAGCUCAGCGAGAUCACCAGCGAGCUCCGGUCGUCGCAUGUCCAGCAACUGGAGAGCGUGCGGCAGCAGCAGCAGGCGGAGCUGUCGCGUGUGCGGGCCGGACACGAGGAGCAGUUGCGGGACCUUAGCUCCGGCCACCUGGCUGCCAUGGAGGAGCUGCGGGCGCUGCGGCAGCACCUGGAGCUGGUCAGCGGCCUGAAGGCACAGCUGGCCGAGGCGGCCGACCGCGGCGCCCGGCACGACCAGCUGCUCAAUGAGAACGCGCAGCAGCUCAGAGAGACGCAGCAGCAGCUGGCGGAGGUCCGACAGCAGCUGGCUGACACUCGUCUUCAGCUGCGGUCAGCCGGCGAAGAGCGCGACUCCCUGACUCAGCAGCUGCGGUCAGCUGGUGAGGAGCGCGACUCUCUGAGUCAGCAGCUGCAGUCAGCUGGUGAGGAGGGGAACGUAUUUACCGAGCAGCUACAGUCAGCUGCUAAGGAGCGCGACACACUGACGCAGCAGCUACAGUCAGCUGCUGAGGAGCGCGACACGCUGACGCAGCAGCUACAGUCAGCUGCCGAGGAGCGCGACACGCUGACGCAGCAGCUACUGUCAGCUGCUGAGGAGCGCGACACGCUGACGCAGCAGCUACAGUCAGCUGCUGAGGAGCGAUGUGCUCUGAGUCAGCAGCUGCGUGUUGUCAGCCAGGUCCGCACGGAGGCCGGCUCUCAGCUGACCGAAGCCAACCAGCAGCGUGGUCAGCUGUGCCACGCCCUUGCGGCCACCAAUCAGCAGCGGGAUGAGCUGGUCCGCCAACUGGCCGCGGCGGGCGAACAGCAGACUGAAAUGGCCAAGCAAGUCGAGAAUUUAAAGCAGCAACAUCUUGACAUCACUGAGCAGUGGAAGGCGAGUGACCAGCAGCGGGAAGAUGUCGUCAAACAGCUGGAAUCAGUGAGCCGGCACAGGGAUCAGAUCAACCAGCGGCUCGUGGAGUCAGUAGAAAAGCAGGUCCAGGUCGGCCAGCAGCUGAUGCAGGUGACUCACAAUCGUGAUUUUCUGGACCAGCAGCUGAAGGAAAUGGCCCAGCAGCGGGAUAGUCUCAAGGAAGAUAUCAAGACCGUGACUCAGCAGAAAGAAACUGCCAGUCAACGGCAGCAGCAGGAGGCGAGCCAGCAGCGCGAGGAGAUGGAGCAGAAGAUCACGGAGAUGAUACAGGAGCGGGUCAGUCUUGAUCAGGAGCUGAAGAAGACACGUCAGGAGCGAGACAACCUAAGCCAGCAGCUUCUGGAGGCGGUCCAGGAGCGGGAUAGCUUCAACCGAAGGCUGGUGGAGACAGCCGAACAGCGGGACUCACUCUCCCAGCAGCUGGUGGCCGCCAGUCAGCAGGCCAGUGAGACCAGCGGGGUCGUGCAGCAGUGGAACGCCGAACUGGUCCGUCAUAAGACAGCCGCCGCGGAGCUGCAGCACAGGGGGGCCCAGCUGCAGCAGGCGCUGGAGACGGCCAGCGGCGAGCGAGACAGGCUGCAGCAGGCGCUGGAGACAGCCAGCGGCGAGACGCACGAACGGUACGUGGGCGAGACGGGCGCCCAGCUGGCGUCGGCUGACGCCGAGGUGGAGAAGCUGAGGGCAUGCCUGCUAGUGCGGAGCGUCACCUCGCCGAGGAAGGAGGCGCUGGGCGCGGGCCCGCUGAAGGGGGAGGUGCAGGGACUGAGCUCUCCAAGCAAGGACAUACAGGUGCUGAGCUCAUCCAGAAUGGAGAUGCAGGGUCGUACCUCACCAGAGAAGGACUGGCAGGUUCAGAGCUCUCCAGUGUGCGGCUUGACACCGCCAGAGCGAGAGGUGCCUUCAAUGACCUCCCCGGUGCAGGAGGCACCUGUGCUCACGUCGGAGCGGGCUGAGCUGACAUCCGUGGCCGGUUCUGGCCCGGCGACGCAGCGGAGUACGGCCGACUCUGGACUGACCACGCUCUCGGGAGCGACGGCGCUGAGUGAGCCGCGGCUCUCGCAGCUGGAGAGUCUGGUGCUGGCCGCCAACGGCGGCGCCGGCCGGGGCUCCGGCAGUCGGAGCUCGGACCGGCGGGACUCCGGCAAUCGGAGCUCGGGCCGGCGGGAUUCGGAGACUCAAGAGUCAAGCCGCGGGGGCCGCGGAGACGCGCCGGCCUCGCCAGACCUCAGGCGAGUCACAGACCCGGCCUCGCCGGACCUCAGGCGAGUCACAGACCCGACCUCGCCAGACCUCAGGCGAGUCACAGACCCGGCCUCGCCAGACCUCAGGCGAGCCACAGACCGGGCCUCGCCAUCACUCGGGUCGCCCGCUGUUCCUGGCGCGCCGACCUCGCCACCCUCCGACCACAGCGGCGUCGGCUCGGGAGCCGUGGACCGAGCGCUGGAGGCGGACGACGCGAUCCGUGCGGCGCUGCUGGCCUCGGAGCGGCAGCAGGAGCAGCUGCUGGCGCUGGAGGAGCGCGUCUCCGGGCAGCUGGCCGAGCUGCACGGCGGCUUGCAGACUGCCGUCAACCAGAACGCCGCCGCCUCGGCCGCCAUCGUGCUCAUCGACUCGUCAUACGAGGUGCGCCUGCUGCAGGGCCAGCUGGCUGCCAGCGCCGACAUCCGCGACGCACUGCAUGACCAGCUGCGGCUGCACCAACGGCUGGUGCGCGGCUUCCAACAGCUGUUCGCGCGCGUGGCGGACGACUGGCGGCGGCUGGGCGUGCCUCCCGGCACCGGCGCCGGUCCCCGGCUGCCGGCCGGCCUGGACCGGGAACCGGCGGCCUGGGGGGAGUCAGGGCCGGCGCCGGAGGCACCGACGCUGACGGAGCCGCACCUGCUGCAGAUGGCGCUGCCGGGGCGCUGGGAGCGGUCAGUCGCCGACGUGGAGGUCAGCGAGCUGCGGCCGACGCCCAGCCCGAUCGAAGCACCCCUGGCGGCGACGCCCUCGGCUGGGGCAGCGGUGCCGGAAGUGCCGCGGUUCGAUAUGAGCCUACUGGAUGGCGCGCCCGUGAACGAUAGCGAGAUGCCGCGUACAGUUUCGGUUCAGAUCGAGGCCGAUGAAGAAGUGCCCCUGAGGGGUGGCCGACAGCGGGAGGAAGCCCUGCUGAAGGACUCCAAGACACUACAGGAGCCACUACUGCAAGAAUCAGAGCGACUGAAGACGCCCUUGAAGCACGCCGAGCUGAUCGACGAAGUGUCCAUUUGGGACGGGCACCCAGGAGAAGAUGCGGUCCCGAAAGACGCGGAACUGCCGGAGGAAUCGUCCCUUAGGGACGCGGAGCUGCUGGAGGAACCGUCCCUGAGGGACGCAAAUCUGUUGGAGGAGUCGUCACUAAAAGACGCGGAGCUGUUGGAGGAGUCGUCACUGAAGAACGCGGAGCUGUUGGAAGAGUCGUCACUGAAAGACGCGGAGAUGUUGGAGGAGUCGCUCUUGAGAGAUGUGGAGCUGCUGGAGUCGCUGGUGCGAGAGAACGGCACGCUGCGGCGCGCGCUACUCUACGAGAAGUCGCGCGGCCAGCGCCUCCUGGCGGCCGAGGUCGACGGAAGGGGGCGCUGGGAGCGGGCGGCGGCGGCGCUGGCGGCGGCCGACCAGCGGCAGGCGCGCCUGCUCGACUGCGUUCAGCGGCAGCAGGAGGCUAUCUCCCGACUGCAGCGUGCGAUCCAGACGGGCGACCCGGUCCCUCCUGCGGCGGUUGUCGACCUGCCGGCGCCGCUGGCCGGGUGCAGCGAGGCGUUACGAGCUCACGCCGGCGCGCUGGCGACCCGGCCUGACCCCGCCGACCCGGAGCCCCAGGUGGCGGCCGAGCGACAGGAGGAAAUGGAGGCAGCACUGGCCAACCGGAAGCUGGAGCUGGACGAGGCGAACCAGGUGCUCGCGAUGCGCGACCGUGAGCUGAACAGGCUGAGAGCGUCACUGGAGAGCUCGUCGGACGAGUGUGAGCGGCUGCGGCGCACCAGCCGUGACCUGGAGAACCGGCUGCGCCGUUCUGAGGACGCGCUGCGCCGGCUCCGGCAGGAGAAGCGCCGCUGCGAGUGGCUCUGCGGGCGGCUCCAGGCCGACGUGUCUCGCUCCGAGCUGGUGAUGGACCUGGAGCGGGUGCUGUGGCAGGUGGAGUCGCGGCACCAGCUGAUGGAGCACGAGCGGCGGUUGUACCAGCACUUCCUCCCGGGCCUGCCGGGCACCGCCGACACGCCGGCGACAGGUGAGCGGGGAUCCGCGCCCACCCGAAUACCGCUGACAGGGCACAGCGCCCAGAAUCCCUGCCUGGAACUGGACCUGACCUGA